Messenger RNA from Strongylus vulgaris, 483 nucleotides. The record is from the annotation of a GenBank genome assembly. Lineage: Eukaryota; Metazoa; Nematoda; Chromadorea; Rhabditida; Strongylidae.
AAUCUUCAAUUCUGUUGUUCUUCAGGUCCGUAUCCUGUGCUUUUCUUCGGAAAUCUUCCGCAAGUUGCGUAUUACUCGUGGAAGUAUGGAGGCGUUGUUUCAGCUUUUAAGCACAUUAAAAAUGUAUACAGCUUUUCAUCAAAAAACUCUUUCGUAAGAGUCACGUUUCAACAAAGCCCAUUCAAGAUCUAUGGGCCAGUGUUCACGCUUUGGUUUGGUCCAAUUCCCUCGGUUCUUAUAGCCGAUUAUACAUUGGCUCAAGAAGCUAUGGUUCAUAAUGGAGCAAAAUACCAGGAUCGUUGGAGUCCGGCCAUGAUGGUGGAAGGAAGAGGGGAUCGCGGUGUUAUUGUAUCAAAUGGUCAAAUUUGGCAGGAGCAACGACGAUUUUCACUACAUGUGCUAAGAAAUCUUGGAGUUAGUCGGAACCUUAUGGAAGAACGAAUUAUGGACGAGUUUAAUUUGCGGUUAGUCCUAUUCAUAUAA